GUCAAUUUUACUUUAUUCGCACGAUCAACGGAGUGAAGGUUCGACUCAGUCAUUACCGAAACUACGAGUUUGAUGACAGUAAAAUGUUUUUUGAUCGUUUACUUCCGCAAGUUCGCAAGCACUCCGCACGGAGAAAUCGCGUCUGUCGACUCAGCCUCAUUAACGACGACGUCAACGUUUGCCGCAGGAUAUCCGCCCUCUUGAGCAACGUUAAAGCACGAAUCACUUUGAUAACGCGAUUGCACUCUUUGAAUUCAUUUCAUGCGCCAUGACGGGAAUUUUGGCGCGCGAAGCAGCACAAAAACCAAUUUUCGCUGAGUGCAGGUGAUCAUCGGACUAGUUUGCUGUCGCGCGUGUUUUUUACCGUUCUUUGUGUUCCGAUCCACCGCGUAUUAAAGCGCUGAAAUACAGAUAGGAGAACCUGAUAUUGGAAGAGGCUUCGUGGUGAAAGUGUAUCAUUCGUAGUGAUGACAAGUCCGAGAAGUGAUGAUCCCAUUUCUGAAGCUGACGGUGUUUCCUCACCGUUCAGCCGUGAACACAGUAGUGGAGGACGAGAAAAUCCAUUUUCUUCUGAAGGAGGCGAAGAUCUUCCUCCGUUUUCGGAUGACAGUGAUGGGAACUUAUUGCAGUCUGAAGGAGCGUAUGCUGAUGAGAAUGAAGAAGGUGAAGGCGAGGAAUUGUUCGGGGAUAAUAUGGAACGGGAUUAUCGCGCGAACCCUGCAUUGGAUCGGUAUGAUCCAGGUUUGCUGGAUGAUUCCGACUAUUCCGAGCUCUCUCAAGGAGAUCGCCGUGCUGCCGAAGUUGAAAUGCGACAACGAGAUCGCGAAGAAGGUCGUCUUGGUCGCAUGAGAAAAGGCCUUUUAUACGACGAUGAUGAGGAUGAAAUGGAUGUGGAUCGCCCGCGACGACGACGCCUCGAAAGAACUUCUGCCGAAGACGAAGCUGCCGACGAGGAGAUGAUUGAAUCAAUCGAAAAUUUGGAAGAUACUCGCGGAUAUUCUUUUCCUGUUUGGUUAAGAAUGCCUGCUCCUCGCAUGGAAUGCUACAAUCGGUUUAAGAAUUUUCUCAAAACCUAUGUAAACAAAAAGGGCCAGAACGUUUACAAGGAUCGCAUAAAACGCAUGUGUGAAAGCAAUCAAAGCAGCUUUGACGUUGAUUUCACGGUCUUAGCUACUGUUGAAAAGACGUUGGCGUAUUUCAUGCCCGAGGCGCCUGUAGAGAUGUUGGAAAUCAUGGAUCAAGCAGCGAGAGAUGUGGUUCUCUCAUUGUAUCCCAAGUACGACAGGAUUCAAAAAGAAAUUCACGUUCGCAUUGCGGAAUUGCCGCUGAUGGAAGAAAUUCGUUCGUUUCGUCAAGUUCACUUGAACCAGUUUGUUCGCACAACUGGCGUUGUGACUUCAUCCUCCAACGUUUUACCCCAGCUUUCCUUGGUCAAGUACAAUUGUGACAAAUGUAAUUAUGUGAUUGGGCCGUUCGUUCAAUCUCAGACUAACGAAGUCACCCCGCAAGCGUGUCCUGAAUGUCAAAGCCGUGGACCGUUCCAGGUGAAUAUGGAGGAAACAGUUUACAAGAACUAUCAGAGAAUCACUAUUCAAGAGCCUCCGGGCAAAGUUGUUGCUGGAAGAUUGCCGAGGUCAAAAGAUGUGAUUCUGCUUGGAGAUCUGUGUGAUUCCUCUAAGCCUGGGGAUGAAAUCGAUCUCACUGGAAUUUAUACUCACAGUUACGAUGGGUCCCUAAAUACUGCCCAGGGCUUCCCAGUUUUCCAAACAGUUAUUCUUGCGAAUCAUGUUGUGCGUCAUGACAACACAAAUGCGGUACAGGAGCUUACAGAAGAUGAUUUGAAGCAAAUCGUCGCUCUAAGUAAAGAAGAUCGCAUCGCUGAUCGGAUCUUCGCUUCUAUGGCUCCAUCCAUCUACGGUCACGAGAAUGUAAAACGAGGACUCGCGUUAGCGUUGUUUGGCGGCGAAUCCAAGAACCCAGCGCAAAAGCACAAGGUUCGUGGAGAUAUCAACGUGCUUGUUUGCGGAGAUCCUGGAACAGCCAAGUCUCAGUUUUUGAAAUAUUGCGAAAAGAUCGCACCAAGAGCCGUCUUCACCACCGGACAAGGAGCGUCUGCUGUAGGUCUGACAGCAUAUGUUCAAAAAUCCCCUGUUACCAGGGAAUGGACUCUCGAAGCUGGUGCUUUGGUUCUGGCUGACAAAGGAGUUUGCAUAAUCGACGAAUUCGAUAAGAUGAAUGACGCCGAUCGAACCUCCAUCCACGAGGCCAUGGAACAGCAGUCGAUUUCCAUUUCCAAAGCUGGCAUUGUAACUUCGCUGCAGGCUCGUUGUUCGGUUUUGGCUGCCGCUAAUCCUAUUGGUGGUCGGUACGAUCCGGCUUUAACUUUCUCUGAUAACGUGGAUUUAACGGAACCUAUUCUGUCGCGUUUCGACAUUUUGUGCGUCGUGAGAGACACCGUAGACAGUGUGGAGGACGAAAGGCUCGCUAAAUUUGUCAUCAAUUCACACAUGAAGCAUCAUCCCGAUGCUUUUGAUGAGGAUGGUGAGCCUCUGGAUGUGCUCGACUUGCUCGACAUUGAACCCGUCGAAACUGGCCUUAGCAGCAUUGAGCCCAUUCCGCAGGAAAUGUUGAGAAAAUACAUCAUGUAUUCUCGAGAACGCGUCCGACCGAAGAUGCACAAGGUUGACAGUGACAAAGUUGCCCAAAUGUACUCGGAUCUUCGUCGGGAAUCCAUGGCCACCGGAAGUGUACCUAUUACUGUGAGGCACAUUGAAAGUAUGAUUCGUAUUGCUGAAGCACAUGCGCGAAUGCAUCUGAGGGACUACGUGCGCGAAGACGAUAUUAACAUGGCGAUUCGAGUGACUCUGGAGAGUUUCAUUGAUGCUCAGAAAUUCUCUGUGAUGAAGAACAUGCGUCGUACUUUCUCCAAAUAUUUGUCAUUCCGACGGGAUAACAACGAGCUCUUGUUCUUCUUGGUGAAGCAAUUAAUGAAAGAACAAGCCAUGUACUUGAAGAGUCGAUACAAAACUGACCAAAAAGUUUUGGAAAUUUCUGAGAAAGAAGUUGCUGACAAGGCGCGUCAGAUAAACAUUUUCGACAUCAGGCCCUUCCUCAACAGCAAGAUGUUCAAGAACCGUUUUAAUUACGAUGCAAAACGCCAGCUGAUAAUUCAGUCGGCCGCGUGAAAAUCUCGAUUUUUUUUAUCGACUGAUCUGCUACUGGAAUUUUAUUCGCGAACAUCUUUUGAUUGAAUUUUAUCAUUUCCUGAAUGCGUAAAAAAUUUGAUCGAUGCCAAUUUUUCGCAUGUGAAAGUUUUUUUUUAUUCGUAUCCAUUCGGAAUUUCCGCAGUUUUUAAAUUUGCAUUUUCGUAACUCUCUUGAAUUUCUGAACAUUUUACCUCAGUUUGAAAGAAUUUUCCGUGUUUAUUAUUAAUCUCCGCGAAUUA
Molecule: messenger RNA, 3445 nt
Organism: Notodromas monacha
Lineage: Eukaryota; Metazoa; Arthropoda; Ostracoda; Podocopida; Cyprididae
Source: the annotation of a GenBank genome assembly